AUGAAGUACAUCCACUCUGAGGAAGAGCUCGAGAUCCCCGAGGGCGUCAAGGUCCAGAUCAAGAACAGAAAUGUUCUCGUUGAGGGCCCUCGCGGCAAGCUCACAAAGUCUCUCGGUCACUUGGCGGUCAGCUUCACGCACCCCAAGAAGAACCUCAUCAAGAUCGAGCUCCACCACGGUUCCCGCAAGAGCGUCGCCACCCUCCGCACUGUCCGCACCCUGAUUAACAACUUGAUCAUCGGUGUCACCAAGGGUUACAAGUACAAGAUGCGUUACGUAUAUGCCCAUUUCCCCAUCAACGUCAACCUGGACAAGAACAAGGAGACCGACUGCUGGGAGGUUGAGAUCAGGAACUUCAUCGGCGAGAAGCUCGUACGAAGGGUCGUCAUGAGGCCCGGUGUUGAGGUUGAGGCAUCAAAGAACCAGAAGGAUCAGCUCGAGCUGUCCGGAAACUCGCUCGAGGAUGUCUCCCAAGGUGCCGCCGAUAUUCAGCAAAUCUGCAAGGUCCGCAACAAGGAUAUCCGAAAGUUCUUGGACGGUCUGUACGUGUCGGAGCGCGGCAACAUCGUUGAGGACGCGUAA
Molecule: messenger RNA, 582 nt
Organism: Alternaria ventricosa
Lineage: Eukaryota; Fungi; Ascomycota; Dothideomycetes; Pleosporales; Pleosporaceae
Gene: RPL9B
Product: 60S ribosomal protein L9B
Exons: 8
Coding region: 1-582 (193 amino acids)
Biological process (GO): cytoplasmic translation
Cellular component (GO): ribosome; cytosolic large ribosomal subunit
Molecular function (GO): structural constituent of ribosome; rRNA binding
Source: RefSeq, a predicted model, not a curated record